This is a messenger RNA of Plasmodium cynomolgi strain B, 540 nucleotides long. RefSeq lists its product as hypothetical. The record is from RefSeq and is a predicted model, not a curated record. Lineage: Eukaryota; Apicomplexa; Aconoidasida; Haemosporida; Plasmodiidae. The transcript has 2 exons. Bases 1 to 540 code for a protein of 179 amino acids.
AUGAAAUUAAAUCUUUUAUUACUGAAUUGCUUAAUUUUUGACGCAGGAGGCGUUUCCGAAGAAGCGAUAAAAAAGCUAAAAGAAAUUAAAAAACUCGAGUUGGAUAUCCUGAAGGACUUCGUGAAGCAGGACACGACGCAUGCAGACCUGUACAAGAAAUACCACUGCAUCGCCAGUGACUACAUUUCGGUAGACCCAAAAAAAGGCAGAAGUCCCAAGGAGACGGACGCAAAUAAUCACCCAAAAAAGAACAAAACGGAAGAACAAAAUUUAGAAGAAAAAGGGGAAAAGUCAAAAAAAAGUUUCAUACAAAAAAUUGUAUCCUUUGUAUCCAUUUUUAGCUACGAUAACGUAAGCAAAUUUUAUUCUGAGCAUGUCCAGAAAACUUUUUCUAGCAGAAGGGACCACGCUGAUAGUGCCAAUGGUGACAAUACGAUAUACGGUCAAGACAAAACUGAAAUAGAAAAAAAAAAACUCAAGCUCUUACGUACAAUUAUCAGCAUUAAGUUUAAUAAAAAGGAAUAUGUUUCUGGGAGGUAA